AUGUCGCCGCCGCAGGAGGAGCAUCAUGAGCAGGAGAAGCAAGCCGGCAUCAAGGUGGGGUACGACGCGCCGAACGACAAGCUGCUAGAGAUGAUGGCGGGUCUUUCCAUCUACAACCAGCAGUCCGCCGUGGCGCUGCCGCGGCUGUGGGAGGAGGACGACGCGGCGGCGGCGGAUCGCUUCUCACCUGCUUUUCUUGGGCCUCAUCGCGGCAUCAUCGAUCCGCGCGCGUACGCGCCGGCGCCUCCGAUAGGGCAGGAAGCCGGUCCGUCAGCGCCGUCGCAGAUGCAUCCUGAAUCGGUGCGGAUGCCGCUGCCGCUGCUGCUGCCGCCCUGCGACCGUAGCGUGCCCGACGCGCGGGCGCGGCCCUUCGCGGAAGGUCGAUUUCGGCGCAGCAUCGCUCGUGGGCCCCGGAACGAGCCGGCCGUGGGCAUGCUCCCGCCUGGCGCAAUCGCCGCAGCUCGCGGCGCCCACCCUGGCGGCCACGCGUAUAUGGCCAUGGCGCCGCCGCCUUACCUACACGGUGGCACCGCGGCUGUCAACCGCCCCAACUUGUUUCCUGGGAACGAGGAAGCCUUGCUCCUCGCGCUGUCCGAGGAAACCCCCGAGAGCAUCGUGUCGUACGCCUGCGACCUAUUAGAGAGCAGACAUGGGCAGCGGCUAUUCCGUCUGGUCCUCAAUCACUGCAGCCAGCAGCUGCGGGAUCGGAUCGUUGCUACGAUCACCCGGGACAGGAAGAGUUUUGGUAGCCUUUGCACUCGGAGGCCAGAUGAAGUAGUUCAUAUAAUCAGUUCCAGUGAAACUCGGAGAUCAAUGCAGCUUCUUGGAGAUGCCAUGCUGCAAUGGAUGACACAUAAUCAGAUGAGGUACCUCCUGUCGGAUUCGAAAAGAUUAAGAGUGCUGCAUGCUUUCAUAGUGAGCUCUCCUCCAGAUAUUGCUCAGUUCAUUUUCGAAGCUGUUGCUCAAAAUUGUACAAGACUUGCAUAUCAACCAAAUGGACUGGGCCUACUACAAAAUUGCCUAGAGCAUGUCAGCCAGAAGCAAAAGGAUGAUAUUUUUACCCAACUCUCUUAUCAGAGCCUUUUCCUUGCUCAAAAUUCCAGUGGAAACUGGAUUGUUCAGGAUGUUCUGCGGAAGGGAGAUCCCUCUCACAUUGAAAUCAUUGCUUCCUGCCUUAGAAAUCAUUAUGUGACACUCGCGAAAAAUAAGUACAGCAGCAAUGUUGUUGAAUGGUGUUUAAGGGUAUUCCACGAAGGAGAGAGAUCGGUCAUUGUAUAUGAAUUCAUUAGCUAUCCACACUUUAGAGAUCUGGUGACAGAUGAGUUUGCUAAUUUUGCUCUCUCUACUGCUCUUGAAACAUGUGAGGUUCCUCUUCGAAACAUUUUGGCGAAUGCCAUCCUUUCCCAAAAUAUCAUCGUACGGAAUCAACACUGUACGAAGAUCUUUAGCACAUUAGCCAAAUAUGGGUUUAUGUAA
This is a messenger RNA of Miscanthus lutarioriparius, 1476 nucleotides long. The record is from the annotation of a GenBank genome assembly. NCBI's taxonomy places the organism in Eukaryota, Viridiplantae, Streptophyta, Magnoliopsida, Poales, Poaceae.